UCAAAGCCGUACGGCCCUGCUCACGCCRUUUUCCCGAAGGUUUUAUCAAGAGCGUGCGCCCGGGCAGAUACGGGUCAUAUGAUAAACUACAAUAUCCUAUAAUACAAUGCAAUACCCUUUAAUGUACUAUCAAUACCCCGUAAUACACUGCAAUACCCUGUAAUAACCUACAAUACCUUGUAAUACACUGUAUUACCAUGGUAUACACUACAAUACCCUGUAUACACGUCAUACACUUCAAUACCCUGUACCACCCUACAAUACCCUGUAAUACACUGCAAUACCCUGUAAUGCACUACAAUACAAUGUACACUACAAUACCAUGUAAAUGCAAUACACUACAAUACCCAGUAAUACACUUCAAUACCAUGGUAUACACUACAAUACCAUGCAACACUCUCCAUACCCUGUAA
Molecule: messenger RNA, 413 nt
Organism: Actinia tenebrosa (Australian red waratah sea anemone)
Lineage: Eukaryota; Metazoa; Cnidaria; Anthozoa; Actiniaria; Actiniidae
Source: RefSeq, a predicted model, not a curated record